This is a messenger RNA of Aspergillus homomorphus CBS 101889, 411 nucleotides long. RefSeq names its product Erg28 family protein. NCBI's taxonomy places the organism in Eukaryota, Fungi, Ascomycota, Eurotiomycetes, Eurotiales, Aspergillaceae. The record is from RefSeq and is a predicted model, not a curated record. Gene Ontology annotation, cellular component: membrane; endoplasmic reticulum. Gene Ontology annotation, molecular function: protein-macromolecule adaptor activity. The coding region runs from base 1 to 411 and encodes 136 amino acids. The transcript has 2 exons.
AUGCUCUACCUCCCCCCCUUCGAGGGUUUCCUCCCUCAAUGGCUCGUCCUAGUCUCCGUCGUCUCCGCCGCAAACAGCAUCCAAGCGUACCGCUCCCCCGCCUACGCAGCGGAGCUCUACAACGGCAAGACGGCCGAAGGCUACUCGCACGCCAACGCGCUGUCCUCGCGCACCUUCGGCACCUGGACCUUUCUCUCGGCCGUGAUCCGCUUCUACGCCGCCUACAACAUCAAUAACCCCGCCGUGUACGAUCUGGCCCUGUGGACGUUCGGCAUUGCGCUGGUGCAUUUCGUCGGUGAGCUGGUGCACGGUAGCGCCAGACUGAAGGGUCGGUUUGUUAGCCCGCUGAUUGUUGCGUCGUCUACCUUGACUUGGAUGUUCUUGCAGCGCGAUGGGUACUUGGCUCUGUAG